Helicoverpa zea (corn earworm) is the source of this 1096-nucleotide messenger RNA. RefSeq names its product serine protease inhibitor I/II-like. The transcript is spliced from 3 exons. Lineage: Eukaryota; Metazoa; Arthropoda; Insecta; Lepidoptera; Noctuidae. Gene Ontology annotation, molecular function: peptidase inhibitor activity. The record is from RefSeq and is a predicted model, not a curated record. Bases 672 to 1016 code for a protein of 114 amino acids.
UCUUGUAGAGCUUACAUUCAUUCACGUACAUGACAUACGUCGACUUGCCACUACAUUGAAAGGUAGAAAAUAUUGUUUUUAGCAUUAGUUCCGGCGGUUGUUUUAAAAGGCUCGUAUACCACAUAUUUAUUCAUUAAUUUCGACAUUUAUAUAAAUGAAUUAAUAAUCAUAUUGUAGUUAACCAAAGCACCCAUUACCUAGUACCUAGUGAAGUUUCAAAAGUAUUAUAGCACUUGCUAACUUAACUACCAUGGUUUUAUAAAAUGAUACGAAGGUUUCGGAUCAAAAAACUUUAUUCACCAUCGAUGUUCGAUACUUACAUCGAGAUAUUUAUUUCCAUAUUGUGUGUGAGUUUGUGCACAUUUUGGUGGAUGGGAUGCACUUUUUCAUCAAGGUAAGUACACCAUUUGGUAUUAAAUAAUGAUCAUGUAAUUAAUACAAGAACGAAAAAAUUCUAUGAAGAAAACUUUUACAUACAUCUACUAACGACUAGUUUAUUCCAAAAAAAUUUUGUUUUUCUUAGACUCAAAACUAAUCGAACCGAACUUAAUUUAAUACGUCUUAUUUUCAAACUUCAGAACCAAAAUCAUUACGACAUAGAAAACCUUCUAGAUUUGGACCACGGCCUGGUAAUCCUAAAGAGGUCGAUUUGUAAGCCUCUAGCGGAAUUCAUGAGGGACUGUAAUCCUUGUAAGUGUGCGAGUGAUGGACUGAGUUACUCGUGUACACAUAAUGAGUGCUUGGAAACUGAGGCAGACAAGGAUAAAGAAGUUGAGGUCUUCAUGCAAAGUGAGGGCCAAGACCACAUAGAGCGCCACUCGGUCUGCCGCGCUAGCAACACGUUCUACAUCGGCUGCAACACUUGUCGCUGUAACAGGCUCGGCACUGACUAUUCUUGCACUAACAAGCCGUGCCCAUUGCCUGCUGAUGUCGAGUUGUUCCAUGAACUUAAGGAUCUAAAACCAGCGAUACCAUAUGGAGACAUUGACCACGAUCUAAAGGCCAUCAAGUUGUAAACACAGAAGAACUGUACGAUUUCACUGAAACUACAUGGAUUCGUGUUUAAUUUUUACUAUUAAAGCCAAAGUUAACAUAA